AUGUGCUCACUCGCCGCCUCACAACCUCUCACGAACGGCCCAGGUCCUAUAAUUGACGACAAAAAAACCAUCCCCAGCAGCCUCUUCAACCAUGCCCAGACCCUCGAGGCUCCUUUGCCAAACCCUUCUCUUCAAGUCACCGCAGAUCACAACCUGAAGAGGGUCGAUGCGCCUGUAUAUGCGCCCCAAACCGGCGAGGUCCUUCUUCAUGUCAAGGCGACUGGCAUCUGCGGCUCGGAUGUUCAUUUUUGGAAAACAGGGUGUAUAGGAUCCCUUGUCUUCGAGGGCGAUUGCAUCAUUGGGCAUGAAGCCGCGGGUGUGGUGAUUCGCGUUGGUGAAGGCGUUGAGGACCUCAAGGCCGGUGAUCGAGUAGCUGUUGAACCUGGAGUUCCCUGCGGACAUUGCUUCCUGUGUAAAGACGGCCGAUACAACCUCUGCGAAGAUGUUAAGUUUUCAGGCGUCUACCCUUAUGCUGGUACUUUGCAGCGAUAUAAAGUCCACCCUGCCAAAUGGCUUCACAAACUCCCUGAUAGUGUCUCUUUCGCUGAAGGCGCCCUCCUCGAGCCUUUGAGCGUCGUUCUCCACGGCAUAAACUCCGCACCCAUCACCCUCGGAACACCGGUCGUUAUCUGUGGCGCUGGCCCUAUUGGUCUUCUAGCCCUUGCCGCUGCGCGAGCUUCAGGUGCUCAUCCCCUCGUCAUUACUGAUAUCGAGCCCAAGCGACUAGCGUUUGCAAAGGAGCUGGUUCCUGCUGCUGUGACGUAUCAGGUUGAUAUGGCCAAGAGCAGUGAGGAGAACGGCAAGGCUGUUAGGCAGUUGUUUGGCGAGACAGAAUAUGUUCAGCCUAGGGUUGUGUUUGAGUGUACGGGUAUCGAAAGCAGUGUCUGUUCAGCCGCGUAUAUGGUGCGUCGCGGGGGUGUUCUCAUGGUCGUUGGUGUCGGCCGUUCCAUCAUGAACAACCUGCCCUUUAUGCAUUUAUCUCUUGCUGAGAUCCAACUUCGAUUUAUCAACCGUUUCUCUUCGACGUCCAAUGGCAACUUUUUGAGCUUCACCGACUCGCUCAUCAAGACCAUGGGCGCAACUCAAUUCUACCGCUCUCAAAUCGGUGAGGAGUCUGUCAUCGACUACUCCCAUACCGACCUUCCCUUCAAGCUUCUUGCCAAAGACAUCUACUACUUCUGUGUCUACAUAUGGGCACUGCCAUGGAUCGUAUGGCCCGUGUAUCCUUUCAAGUCCAAGGACUUUGACGAGCUGUACCCGUCAUCUCAAAACAUCUUCUGCAUCGUCGUGCACCUUGUCCUAGUCAUCCUUCAGCUGGGAUUUCUACUAGCAUUACCAUUUGCUGUAGUCUUGCCAGUUUGGCUGGCGGCAGCGGCUAUCGCUGGUUUUAUGACGCUGAACUGGCUGCUCUGCAAGCUUCUGAAUGGAAACCAAGAGACAUAUACGUCAGACGAGAAGUACGCCAAGGCCUUGCCCGAGCAUGCUCAUGAGCAGUGGGUUUUCUUGAACGGCGUUGCUGUUGGAGAGCAUUGGAUGAAAUCAAAUCUCAAUCGAUUGGCCUUGACCUUUGGGCGACCUAUCCUAGGAAUCCACAAUCAAACUUCUGGAAUUCUGUUCGAUGUUGUCGAAUGCUUAAUCCAACGAAACUUUGGCUACGCAACCGGAGAUGUCAGAAUCUGCUUCCGACUUCUCAAAGACAUCUUAUACGAUGAGAGCAAGUCCAAGGUCAUAUUCGUGCUUCACUCUCAAGGAGGAAUCGAAGGCGGCCUCGUUCUCGACUGGCUGUUGCAGGAGUUACCGCAGGAUCUCAUGUCCAAGCUUGAGGUCUACACCUUUGGAAAUGCUGCAAACCACUUCAACAACCCCCAUCGCCAUAGAGCUUCACAGACCCUAUCUCGCCUCAAGCCUCUCUCCGCCAUGAGCACAAUCUUGACCGAGUCCUCCUUCGACUCCCCUACCAAGAGCCCCCAUGAACCCAAAGAUGGGCUUAAUAUCAAGACUCGCAAUCCCGUUAGAAAGGAGUCUUCCAGUGUGUCAACCCGAUCGAUUUCAGCUGCCAAAGACAGAUGUAUCUUGCACGUUGAGCACUAUGCGAAUAGUACAGAUUUCGUUGCUAUCUGGGGCAUCUUGCACUUCGCCACAAACCGAAUGGAAUCCCGAGAACUUCCCAGAUUCCAGGGAAGGCUGUUCUCUCGUGCAGACGGCCGUCACGGUGGGCACCAAAUGAACCAGCAUUACCUCAACGCCAUGUUUCCUCUGAAGACAGAUGCCGAGACGGGAGAGUAUGUGGGCGCCGACGAAGACAACGAGUUCAUGAACGAGAUCAUCAAGGUCGGCGAAGAAGGCAGCGCCUCCUCCAACGCAAGAGAAGCUUUCGAGAUAUCCUGGGCUGGAACCCAGGGAUUCGGAUCUGGCGAUGCUUCCACACCGAUCGAGGUGCAUGGAAUCUCAAACAAAUUCAAAGAUGUAAACGGCGAGCAUGAUAUUCGCGUAAAGAAUGUCAGCCGUCUCUGGAGCUACCGAAAUGGUCGAAGCCCAGUGGAAUUGCCCCCCAUGUUGGUUGCCGAGAAUGGUGUUCCUAGAACAGCUACCUUAUAA
Fusarium sp. VM40 is the source of this 2598-nucleotide messenger RNA. Lineage: Eukaryota; Fungi; Ascomycota; Sordariomycetes; Hypocreales; Nectriaceae. The record is from the annotation of a GenBank genome assembly.